CCGGGCCAGUGGGGCUACGGGAGCGAUGGCGGCGGCGGCGACUGCAGCGUGGGCGCAGCGGCUGGCGGGCGUGCGCGGGCUACUACUUGAUGUCUCCGGAGUGCUCUACGACGGGGGCGAUGGCGGUGGCACGCCCAUUCCCGGCUCCCCCGAGGCUGUGGCCAGGAUCAAGCAGUCAGGCCUGAAGCUGCGGUUCUGCACGAAUGAAUCCCAGAAGUCUCGGGAGAAGUUUGUGGGAUUGCUUCAGCGUUUGGGAUUUGACAUCUCGGUGGACGAAGUCACGGCUCCUGCCCCGGCCGCUUGCCAGGUUCUGAAGCAGCGAGGCCUCCAGCCCUAUUUGCUUGUUCAUGAUGAUGUCCGCUCUGAAUUUGACAAGAUGGACACCUCGAAUCCAAACUGCGUCGUCAUUGCAGAUGCAGGGGAGGGCUUCUCUUACCAGAAUCUGAAUGAGGCGUUCCGAGUCCUUGUCAGCCUGGAAAAUCCGGUGCUUUUAUCCCUGGGAAAAGGACGCUACUACAAAGAGACGGAUGGCCUGAUGCUUGACGUUGGCCCAUACAUGAAGGCGCUGGAGUACGCCUGUGACGUCCAAGCUGAAGUGGUGGGAAAACCAGCCCCUGAGUUCUUCCAGGCAGCCUUAAAGGAAAUGGGCACGGAAGCACACGAGCCCCCACCACAACCAGGAGAGGCACCCAUCAUGAUCCCCAUCUUAAAGAUGAGAAAGCCAAGGCUGAUAGAAAGUUGUGACUUGCCCAGGGUCACUCAGCUAAGCAGUGUCUAAAGCUGGAUUUGAACUCAGAUCUUCCUGACUUAAGUAUGGAGCCUGGGCUUCGGAAUGGAAGGGAUCAAUGGACCAUUCACUCUGUGAGGAGGUGUCCUGGGCCCUCCGUCCAGGCACCAUCUGCUGUCAUUCCAGUCCUCUCUUGCACUCCCAAACCCUGCUCUUCACUCUUACUUCCACCUCCAAAGCCUCACCCUCUCUGGUCUUUCCCAGGCCCUGUCUCCUGCAGGGUCUACAUGAUCCUUCUUUCUUUCCCUCUUGGUGAAAGUCUACACUGUGCUCUUCUCAGACGCCCUGACCUCCUCAUCUUCUGUGAUCUAGCCCUGCUAAGCCUCAACUCACCGCCUAGGUGCCAGCCUCCAGUCCUCAUUCUUGGCCCCCCCUCAUUUCCCAUGUGUUGCUAUGACCUGGAUUCUACCUUCUCAGCCCCUCUUGGAAUGCCCCCUUCUGUCCUGUGGCACUGCCAGCACCCUGGGGCAGGGCCCAGGGAUCUCGGUGGUCAGGGGGUUGGUUUCCCUGCCUCAUAUCUCUCCACUCUGCCCUUCCUUCAUCAAUCAGUGACCUUCCUGAGCUGGUCCGACCAUUUCACUUCUCUCCCCUUCAGUAAAGUCCAGGGGCUCCCUAUGGCUGCCAGGAUCAAGUGCCUCACUUUGCUGUCAAAGCACUUUAUCAGCCGCCUCCCCUCCACCUUCCUGGUUUUCUUACACUCUAGACCACGCUCUAGAACUUGGGUUUCCUGGAUUCUCGUUUCGCCAGCAUGGAGCGGUCUCCUUUCUGAAAACCAGUUAGGCUGGUUUCUAAACCCCUACGUUCCAUUCCCAGCUGCUUGGGAUCUCUCCCAGUCCGGGUGUCCGUGGAGUCAGUUCCUAUUUUGGAAAUACUUUUCAAGGAUCUAAAAAGUGGAACAUUACAAACAAACACCAAGUGUUUCCCACUUGAGGCACAGGUGCCCACACAACCAAAAUUCAGGGGUCACAGGAUCUGGGUCCUUAUCUCUCUAGCCUCCUGGCACUGUGCCUGGCACGGAGGAAACCAAAGCUUGGUGAUCAGUUGAUUUGCCAAAGAGGCCAAGUCAGUGAAAAUGUAACUGGGAGAGUUAACAAAAUAAAUAAAAAGACAACAGACCGGAGAUAAUGUUCUUAGGUGGUUUUCUGAGUCCACCUGCAGCCUACAAGAGGCGUAGUGGCCCCGUUUCUAUUUGAGUUUGAAACCACUGGUCUAGUUCAAAGCUUCUUAGAAUGUGGGUCCCCACUCCAUAUGACUGAAUGUGGGGGUUGCGAAAAAUUUGGCAGUAAAUGUUUGAUUUGUA
This is a messenger RNA of Dromiciops gliroides (monito del monte), 2087 nucleotides long. RefSeq names its product phospholysine phosphohistidine inorganic pyrophosphate phosphatase (gene LHPP). Gene Ontology annotation, cellular component: cytosol. Gene Ontology annotation, molecular function: inorganic diphosphate phosphatase activity; phosphatase activity. Bases 26 to 778 code for a protein of 250 amino acids. Gene Ontology annotation, biological process: dephosphorylation. The record is from RefSeq and is a predicted model, not a curated record. The transcript has 6 exons. NCBI's taxonomy places the organism in Eukaryota, Metazoa, Chordata, Mammalia, Microbiotheria, Microbiotheriidae.